ACAGGAACCUGGAUCUGCCGGAAGUUGAGGACAAACGGUGUAGUCAUGUGCCUUGGAGGUACAGAGGGGACCCUAAGGUUUUGACCGCGGUAUGUAGCCAUGCGGACGCUGCAGCUGGUUUCCCGAUUCCGUGGAUUGGUUGAGGAAUUGCGCCUCCGCCAGCCUGCCUUUUACCGGCGUACCAUUUACCCGGCUUCACACGGGGGUCUUCUGCUCUCUGAUUGUCGUGCUCUGUCUGUUGGUAGCCGUGCUUGUGCAAAGGCCAGAGAUCUGGCCAAGAGAAAGAGGGACCUUUCAGAGAAGAAGCUGACGCGUUAUUUUGUCGAUCACCGGAAAGUUCGAAUAGUAGCCGGGUCCGGCGGGAAUGGCGCCUGCUGCUUUCAUAGUGAGCCAAGGAAAGAGUAUGGUGGACCAGACGGAGGGGACGGUGGAAAUGGUGGGCACGUAAUCUUCAGAGCUGACCCUCGGAUCAAGUCUCUGUCCAGCGUUGUCCCGGUGUACCAGGGUAACCAUGGAGAGUCGGGCAGGAGCAAUAAUUGCUUUGGAAGAAACGGAAAGCAUUUGUAUAUUGGGGUCCCUCUGGGCACACUAGUGAAGGAGGACGGAGUAGUACUCGCUGAUCUGUCUCAACCUGGGCAGGAGUUUUUGGCGGCUCACGGUGGAGUUGGGGGAAAAGGAAACAGAUUUUUCCUCACAAACGAGAACCGAGCUCCGAUGAUGGCCACGGCUGGUGAUCCGGGAGAGGAGAGGGUCCUGCAGCUGGAGAUUAAAACCAUGGCUCAUGCCGGCAUGGUGGGUUUUCCCAAUGCUGGAAAGUCUUCUCUGUUGCGCCUUCUGUCAAACGCUCGCCCCGCUGUGGCUUCGUACCCAUUCACUACGCUCAAUCCUCACGUGGGGAUCAUUAAUUACAGAGACUACGAGCAGAUCGCAGUGGCGGACAUCCCUGGCAUCAUUGAAGGAGCCCACCAGAACCGAGGCUUAGGCUUGUCCUUUCUGCGGCACAUCGAACGGUGCUGUUUUCUGCUCUAUGUCUUGGACCUCUCCCACCCGCAGCCCUGGAUCCAGCUGCAAUGCCUGCAGUAUGAAUUGAGGCAGUAUGACGACAGCCUCCCUGCCCGACCUCACGUUAUCGUAGCCAACAAGCUAGACCUUCCUCAGGCCCGAGCGACUCUGCAGCGGCUCCGCCAAGAGACGGAGAGUAAAGUUAUCGGAGUGUCGGCACUCACCGGAGAGAAUGCCGAGGAACUGAUACUCCACUUGAGAGAGAUGUAUGAUAAAAAUAGGGAGGACAGCAGGAAUAAAAGGCGUUCCUUGAAAUGGUGACCUCUGCGAACAUGUCCUCUGAACGCCAGAAGGACGUUCCUACAAAUCCAGAACAUUUUCAGUGUAACGCAAAAGAAACCUAAGCAGGAAUGGCUAAGAAAUGAAUAGAGGAAUUUUCCAGACUUCUACCCCUGUGCCUGUGUUUAUAAGAUGAAAUCGUUCUCUUCUCGCUGUGAUACAGUUCCACUUUUUUGACGAGAAAGGCACUGACGACAAUCUAUGGAACCGCUAGGUGGUGCUGUACACCAUGUAAAAUGUAUAAUAUAAUAGUUAUUUAAAAA
Molecule: messenger RNA, 1604 nt
Organism: Spea bombifrons (plains spadefoot toad)
Lineage: Eukaryota; Metazoa; Chordata; Amphibia; Anura; Pelobatidae
Gene: MTG2
Product: mitochondrial ribosome associated GTPase 2
Exons: 7
Coding region: 100-1323 (407 amino acids)
Cellular component (GO): mitochondrion
Molecular function (GO): magnesium ion binding; GTPase activity; GTP binding
Source: RefSeq, a predicted model, not a curated record